CUGUGGCUGGAAAAUUAACUAAAUAUGUCGAACGUGUGGUUAUGUAGUAUUUGUUUUGUUUUCUCAGCACUGACGCUGAAGGCCUUGUUAAGGCAUAUUACUUUGCAACAUGCAUCCCAUCCAAAUUUUAAGAUUAAAUGUGGAAUCAAUGGAUGCCCAGAGCAGUAUAAUAAAAUGAAUUCUUUCCGAAGACACAUUCAUCGGAAACACGAGGAGGAAAUGUCUGCUGCGGAGACAUCCAAUUUGCUGCCAAACGACAGUCAGGGAGACAACCAUACACUUGAAAUGAGUAGCAACAACUCUUCGGAAACGUCGACUGAUACUGAUAGCGAGGAUGACAACCCAACUGUUGAGGUUGAUGUCAAUCAAACUGAUAAAGCUGUAGACCUCAAGCAAUGUUCUGCUCAGUUCUUGCUUAAACUUCAAGCACGGUCUAAGAUACCAAAGGUAAUGUUGAAUGGGAUUGUGGAAAGUACUAGCAACUUAAUUGAGCAAGUAAAAGAACACCUAAAACAAAAGGUAUUGAAUUGUGUAGAAAACGGUGCUGACAAAUUGACUGAGGAAUCCGUUGAAGAAAUUUUCAAUUCUUUCGAGGACCCAUUUAGCAAACUUAAAACAACUUACUUGCAGUCUUCAUUUUUGGAAAGCAGCGUCAACUUUAUCAAACCAAUCCAAUAUGUCCUGUCCACUAGAAUCACAUAUAAAAACAAGGGCUCAAAGCGUCUUAUUUGUGAACAAGAUGACACAAUGGUGUAUAUUCCCAUUCUUGAUAGUCUACAGCAACUCUUGUCAAAUUCAAAGAUAGCAGAUGUUAUAACCGCACCACGCCAAGUAUGCAAAGAAGGUUUUUUAUUUGACAUUUGUGACGGUGAAUGUAUAAAGCACAAUAGAAUCUUCAUAGAGCACCCAAAUGGAUUAAUAAUUAUUCUUUACCAUGAUGAGAUUGAAGUCUGCAAUCCGUUGGGCACACAUGUAGGCAAGCACAAAAUCGAUCUUUAUUAUUAUACACUUGGAAACAUUGGCCCCAAAUAUAGGUCAAAGCUUUGUGCCAUUCGGCUACUGGCUAUUGUGAAGGCUAAAGAUGUUUCAAUGUACGGUCAGAAUAAGAUUUUAACCCCAAUAAUUAAUGACCUACAUACACUGGCAAAUGGCUAUACAUUUGUGGUAGGUGGAAAUUUUAUGGAGUUGUUUGGUGGCGUAGUCAGUUGCCUUGGUGACACCGAAGGGCAGCACCAGUGGGGAGGAUUCAAAGUAAAGGUUGGUUUUUCUCACCAGAAAUGUCGAAAUUGUUUAUGUACAUUUCUAAGCAUGCAAGAGAAUUUCAGGGCUAGCUGUUUUACUGAAAGAAACUUAGUCCAGUAUCGUCAACACUGCGAAGAUAUUGAAACAGCUCCAACAGAAGAAAGCAGGAAAAAUCUGGUGACCACAUAUGGAAUUAACGAAAGAAGUGUAUUGAGCCGCUUACCUCAAUUUGACAUAACGAAACAGCUUCCCCAAGACAUAAUGCAUGUCCUUUUGGAAGGGUCUGUUCAAUACGAAGUCCGCUAUGCAUUGCAAUAUUUUAUUGAUAAUGGAUCUAUAACAUUGCAACAAUUGAACAGUACGUUUUGCCAACUUAAGCUUGGGUACCAAGAUGAAGCUAACCCGUCCUCCGCCUUUAAGAGAAACAGUGUUUAA
This is a messenger RNA of Dendronephthya gigantea, 1677 nucleotides long. RefSeq lists its product as uncharacterized. The record is from RefSeq and is a predicted model, not a curated record. Bases 25 to 1677 code for a protein of 550 amino acids. Lineage: Eukaryota; Metazoa; Cnidaria; Anthozoa; Malacalcyonacea; Nephtheidae. The transcript is spliced from 3 exons.